This is a messenger RNA of Glycine soja, 3603 nucleotides long. Its product is annotated as DNA mismatch repair protein MSH3. The transcript is spliced from 13 exons. The record is from RefSeq and is a predicted model, not a curated record. Gene Ontology annotation, biological process: mitotic recombination; mismatch repair. The coding region runs from base 89 to 3301 and encodes 1070 amino acids. Gene Ontology annotation, cellular component: nucleus. Gene Ontology annotation, molecular function: mismatched DNA binding; ATP-dependent DNA damage sensor activity; ATP binding. NCBI's taxonomy places the organism in Eukaryota, Viridiplantae, Streptophyta, Magnoliopsida, Fabales, Fabaceae.
GUAACAGCGACAGUGAAGUGAGCGAUAGAAAUCGUUGGGCGACGAAAGAGACAAGAAGAUCGCGCGGUAUUCCCAGGUGCGGUACUCAAUGGGAAAGCAAAAGCAACAAGUGAUUUCCCGCUUCUUCGCUCCCAAACCCAAAUCCCCUCCUCCUCCUCCUCCUCCUCCUCCUAAAAUCUCCGCCACCGUCACUUUCUCCCCCGCCAAACGCCGCCUUACUUCCAACUUCACCACCUCUCGCAAACACCCCAAACUCUCCCCCCACACCCAAAACCCCGUUCCCCCUUCACUCCACCAACGCUUCCUCCAGAAGCUUCUCGAACCUUCCACCCCUCAACAACACCCCGCUUCCUCUUCCAAACCCCCAACCUACACUCCCCUCGAACAGCAAGUCCUUGACCUCAAAGCCAAACACCCCGACGUCCUCCUCAUGGUGGAGGUCGGUUACAAGUACCGUUUCUUCGGCCAAGACGCCGAACACGCCUCCAGAGUCUUGGGCAUUUACGCACACAUGGACCACAACUUCUUAACCGCUAGCAUACCAACUUUUCGGCUAAAUGUCCACGUCAGGAGGCUCGUCACUGCCGGCUACAAGGUCGGCGUUGUCAAGCAGACCGAGACCGCCGCCAUCAAGGCCCACGGCUCCAACCGCUCCGCCCCCUUCGAGCGCGGCCUGUCCGCGCUCUACACCAAGGCCACGCUCGAGGCCGCGCCGGACUUGGGGGGAGCGGAGGAUGGGUGCGGCGGAGAGAGCAAUUACUUGCUCUGUGUUGUGGAGAAGAGUGUUUUGGAUGAGAAGGGUGGUGUUGAUGCGAGGAUUGGGAUUGUUGCUGUGGAGAUUUCGACCGGGGAUGUUGUUUUUGGGGAGUUUUGUGAUGGUUUUCUGAGGAGUGCGCUUGAGGCUGUUGUUCUGAACUUGUCUCCGGCUGAGUUGCUUCUCGGUGACCCUCUUUCGAAGCAAACGGAGAAGUUAUUGCUGGAUUUUGCUGGACCUGCCUCAAAUGUUCGUGUGGAGCGUUUUUCACGAGAUUGCUUCAUUGAUGGGGGUGCUCUUGCUGAAGUUAUGACCUUGUACGAGAACAUGCACAUAGACAGUCCAUCAGAUUCAAUACUAAGCAAUGAUUUGACUGAGAACAGAAGUCAAAAGUUAAUAAUCAAGGAGGUGAUGAACAUGCCAGAUUUGGCUGUCCAAGCUUUGGCCUUAACUAUUCGUCAUUUGAAGGAAUUUGGUUUUGAAAGAAUUCUGUGUUCGGGAGCUUCUAUUAGGCCUUUCUCAAGCAAUACGGAAAUGACCCUCUCAGCCAAUGCACUUCAACAACUGGAGGUUUUAAAAAAUAACAGUGAUGGAUCUGAGAUCGGUUCUUUGCUGCAAAUUAUGAAUCGUACUCUUACUAUAUUUGGCUCCAGGCUUCUUAGGCAUUGGGUAUCUCACCCAUUGUGUGAUCAAACCUUAAUUUCUGCUCGUCUUCAUGCUGUAUCUGAAAUUGCACAGUCCAUGGGAUCUUGUAAUAGUGUGAAGAAUCUUGUACGUGUUGAGGAAGAUCCUGACGUAGCAAUUGUGCAACCUGAGUUAGCAUACACACUUUCACUGGUUUUGACAACUCUUGGCCGAGCACCUGAUAUACAACGUGGAAUUACUAGAAUUUUCCAUUGCACUGCUACCCCAUCUGAGUUUGUUGCAGUAAUUCAAGCUAUUUUGUCUGCUGGAAAACAGCUUCAACAACUUAACAUAGGAGAGGGGAAUAAUAACACAUUGCGCCCUAAUCUGUUAAAAAAGUUAAUUUUGACUGCUUCCUCUGACAGUGUUAUUGGAAAUGCUGCAAAAAUGUUGUCAUCUUUAAACAUAGACUCUGCUGAUCUAGGAGAUCUAACAAAAUUGAUUAUUGCAUCCGAGGGACAAUUCCCAGAGGUCAUUAGAGCUCGGGAGGCUUUCAAGCUGGCAGUGGAAAAACUAGAUUCAAUGAUUGACUUCUAUCGCAAACGGCUUGGAAUGAAAAAUUUGGAAUUCAUUAGUAUUUCUGGAACAACCCAUUUGAUUGAGUUAUCAACUGAUGUAAAGGUUCCUUCAAACUGGGUCAAGGUAAAUAGCACAAAGAAAACAAUUCGGUAUCACCCUCCUGAAGUAUUGACAGCAUUAGACAAGUUAUCAUUAGCAAAAGAGGAGCUCACUGUUGCCUGCCGAGCUGCCUGGAAUAGCUUUCUUACGGAGUUCAGUAAACACUAUGCUGAGUUCCAAGCUGCUGUUCAAGCACUAGCUGCUUUAGAUUGUCUGCAUUCACUUGCCAUUCUUUCAAGAAAUAAGGGUUAUGUUUGCCCAGUGUUUGUAGAUGAUCAUGAGCCUGUUCAGAUACAGAUUUCUUCUGGUAGACAUCCGGUUUUGGAGACUACCUUACAAGACAAUUUUGUCCCAAAUGAUACAAACAUGCAUGCAGAUGGAGAGUACUGUCAGAUUGUUACUGGACCCAAUAUGGGGGGAAAAAGUUGUUAUAUUCGCCAGGUGGCUCUGAUUGUUAUAAUGGCUCAGGUUGGUUCCUUUGUACCAGCAUCAUCAGCAAAAUUGCAUGUCCUGGAUAGGAUCUACACCCGGAUGGGUGCAUCUGACAGUAUUCAGCAAGGGAGAAGCACCUUCCUAGAAGAACUAAGUGAGACUUCGCAUAUACUCAAUAGUUGCACAGAACAUUCACUGGUUAUCAUUGAUGAGCUUGGGAGAGGUACAAGUACACAUGAUGGUAUGGCCAUUGCUCAUGCGACAUUGCAUUAUCUUCUGAAGCAAAAAAGAAGCAUGGUCCUCUUUGUCACUCACUAUCCCAAGAUUGCCAGCCUGGCAACUGAAUUUCCUGGCUCUGUGGCAGCAUAUCACGUGUCACAUCUGAUCUCACAUGAUGCAAGUAAAAAUUCCAACUUGGAUCAUGAUGUCACUUACCUAUACAAGCUAGUACCUGGUGUUUCAGAGAGGAGUUUUGGAUUUAAGGUUGCCCAGCUUGCACAGUUACCUUCUCAUUGCAUCAGUCGAGCUAUUGUCAUGGCUUCUAAAUUAGAAGCACUAGUAAACAGUAGAAUACAUGGUAGAUCAACAAAGGAGCUAUUAUUGGACACGCUGGUGAUUGGUCAAGAAAAAGAACAGCUUAUGGCUCAAUCACUUGAUCGUCCACAUAAAGAGUUUGAUAUGGCUUACAAAGAUUUCUAUUUAAACUUAAAAGCUGCAACACAAGAUGAUGACUGGGCAAAAAGCUUUCAUCUAUUGGAACAUGCCAGAAGCAUUGCAAAGAAAUUAAUUGGCAGAUCAAUGCAGUAUGUGUAAGUGAGGAUUACAUGCAGAAGCAGGGUUCGGGUCUUCUCCAGCGUUGUAGGAUGUAGAUAAAUAUUUUGCUUAAAAAUUUUGCUGAUUAGUUUAAGUUAAACCUUCCAAUUUUUUGCUUUACCUGCUUCCUGCCUCGUUUAUAUUUUUUUAAUUUCGGUUACGCUUGGGAAUAGAUUUUAAUUUCCGCCAUGUAUGUUGAUGUCCUAAUUUGAGCCAACGGAUGUAAAAUCAAUGUUGACACCAUAAAUUCUAUGUUACAUCCUUUGAAAUGUUUAUUUCAGCCGUUAACUUUUUAGUUUAUA